Messenger RNA from Closterium sp. NIES-65, 585 nucleotides. Lineage: Eukaryota; Viridiplantae; Streptophyta; Zygnematophyceae; Desmidiales; Closteriaceae. The record is from the annotation of a GenBank genome assembly.
AUGUUGCGCGACCCUUGCUUCGAUCCCAGCGAGGUGCCGCGCUGGCGGUCUCGAAAUGCUGCGAACAAGUACGGGCUUGCACUGCUGACUGGGCAACGAGAGUACGUGAAGAAGGAGCUCCGGAUUGAGGGCUAUGAUCACACGUUUGAAGUCCUCUGCACCGAACCCGUGGCUGCGGUGCUGGAGCUGUUUGGGCACCCCGAUAAUGCGGAGGGGUUCCAGCUAUUUGCGCAGACUGUGAACUCCGGUGCUGGUCGGAUCUACAACACCCCUGCGAGUGCGACAUUCUGGGAAGAGGCUCAGGACUGGCUGAACAUACUGUUUGGGGAGGGACAGGUGGUUGCUCCAGUCAUCAUCUCGAGUGAUGCCACUGUGCUCAGUGGGAAUGACAGGAUCAAAGUGUGGGCUGUCUACAUAAGCCUUGCGAACAUCGCUCUACGCCGUCGCUGGCUUGACACUGGCCGGGUGCUGCUCGCGCUCCUGCCGAUGCCACCCUCAAACAUGACGGGGGAGCAGAAGAUGCAGCUGUUCCAGGAGUCCAUGAAGCUCGUGCUUGCCAACCUUAUUCUGGCCUCACACACGUAA